AUCCCCGCAUUCCCGCCCAGCCUUGCCAUUACCCGGGGCCGGCGGUGCCGCUCCUCCCGGUGGCUGCGGCGGGAGGCGGCGCCGGUGGGGGCGGGAGACGGUGGGGACACGGGGCAGCAAUCGAGCGCCGCCGGACUGCGGCGUCACUGCGGGCCUGCGCCGGCCCCGCUCCGGCACCGGACGGCACUGGGAGACACCGGCAGAGGAAGCGGCCCUGCGGCACCGGCACCGGAGGGCACCAGGACCGGCCCCGGGAGCGGUCCCGGUGCCGCAGCGCAGCCACCGCCCCUGCCCCGGGCAGCGCUCCUCACCCGGCCCGGCCCCGGGAUGGGGCCCGGCGGCCCGGGGAGCGGCUGGCCCCUGGCCGGGACCCUGCUCGUGGCCGUGGCCGCCUCGAUGGUGGCUGGGGGCGAGGACUGCCUGUGGUACGUGGACAGAAAUGGAUCAUGGCACCCUGGCUUCGACUGCGAGUUCUUCACCUUCUGCUGUGGCACGUGCCACCAGCGAUACUGCUGUCGAGACCCUCUGCGCCUGCUCACGGAGCGCCAGCAACGCCACUGCCUAGCCUUCAGCCCCAAGACCAUCGCGGGCAUUGCCUCGGCCGUGGUGCUUUUCAUCGCCAUCGUCACCACCAUCGUCUGCUGCUUCAUGUGCUCCUGCUGCUACCUGUACCAGCGCCGGCGGCACCCCCGCACCCCCCUGCAAGGAUCGGAGAUCCCCCUGUCAAGCUACCCCCCCGCAGCCCCCCUAGCUCCCUUCCCCGUGGACCCCAAAGCUGGCCCUGUGCCUCCCCAGCCCGGCUUCACCCCCAUGGCCAUGUACCCCCCGCCCGGCCCCGCCGCCCAGUACCCCAUGUACCCCUCUGGCCCCCCUGUCUACAACCCCACAGCACCACCGCCCUACGUCCCAGCACAGCCCAGCUAUCCUGGAGCGUAAGGCCCUGCGGGGACCCUGGCACCCGCCGCCGGCCAGCGGGGCCAGGCUGGGGGGGUGCCCCAGCCAGGGCUGGAUCGGGCUCCUCCCGGCCAUCCUGGGGUGAUCCGGUGCCAGCAGCACAGGGCAGCCCUUGUGCUGCACACUGGGCCCUUUGUGGGUGGCUACCCUCCGCCCCCCCCACCCAGCUCUGGGUGCCAGCGGCUGUGAGCAUCUGCAGGUGGGUCCCCGGAGGGGUCCCCUGAGGGCCAUGCAUCUCCACCCCUUGCACGCCCACCUCUGGAUUCAGCCCCGGCUCUUCCUCCCCGGGGUUGGCAUUAAACCACAUCUUGUGCCCACAGCCUGAUGUCAUCUU
Malurus melanocephalus (red-backed fairy wren) is the source of this 1288-nucleotide messenger RNA. RefSeq names its product shisa family member 4 (gene SHISA4). Lineage: Eukaryota; Metazoa; Chordata; Aves; Passeriformes; Maluridae. The transcript has 5 exons. The record is from RefSeq and is a predicted model, not a curated record. The coding region runs from base 328 to 936 and encodes 202 amino acids.